Molecule: messenger RNA, 1593 nt
Organism: Mycena indigotica
Lineage: Eukaryota; Fungi; Basidiomycota; Agaricomycetes; Agaricales; Mycenaceae
Product: DNA-directed RNA polymerase subunit
Exons: 8
Coding region: 1-1593 (530 amino acids)
Biological process (GO): DNA-templated transcription
Cellular component (GO): RNA polymerase II, core complex
Molecular function (GO): DNA binding
Source: RefSeq, a predicted model, not a curated record
AUGCCAUAUUCCACCUUCCAUCUAAACCUUUCCGUCACACCUCCUUACAACGCCGACUUCGAUGGAGACGAGAUGAACAUGCAUGUGCCUCAGAGCGAAGAGACGUGGGCAGAGCUCAGUCAAAUGGCAUGGGUUCCACGCCAGAUCGUUUCUCCUCAAGCCAAUAAGCCAGUCAUGGGUAUUGUCCAAGACACGCUUUGCGGCAUUUGCAAGUUCCUGAUUGGGACGGACAAGUACCAACUCCUGCAAUCCUCAAGCCCAAACCUCCCUGGUCCGGCAAGCAGAUUCUUAGUAUGGUCAUUCCUCACGGCAUCACCAUCCUGCGGCGCUGAAGACAAGAGCAACAACCCCGUGUUCGACGAUGGCAUGUUGAUUGAAAACGGCGAGAUCAUAUUCGGAACCGUGGAGAAACAGACUUCCGGUACCUCGCAGGGUGGUUUCGUGCACGUAGUAUUCCGAGAGAAAGGGCCAGAGGCAACUCGGCAGCUGUCCACUGUAUCGGUAUUGGCGACACUAUUGCCAAAGAUCGUAGAGUGCAAAACCAACGUCAUGAACAUUAUCGAGCAUGCUACACACGACAGGCUAAAAGCUGCUCUUGGUAUGACGAUCCGAGAGUCCUUCGAAAGUCUGGUCGAGCGACAACUCAAUCUGGCUCCUGACGACUCGGGUCAAUUUGCGCAGAAGGACUGGAAGGAAGAACGAUGUCAAGCAGAUGGUGGUGGCAGUUCCAAGGGUUCCUUCAUCAACAUUUUGCAGACGUCACACCGAACCUUGCCACAUUUCACCAAGGACGAUUUUAGUCCCGAGGCUCGCGGUUUCGUGGAAAACUCAUAUCUGCGUGGCUUAACGCCCCAGGAGUUCUUCUUCCAUGCUAUGGCUGGUCGUGAAGGUUUGAUUGAUACAGCCGUCAAGACAGCAGAGAUGGGUUACAUCCAACGGCGAUUGGUGAAGGCACUGGAGGACGCGAUGGUUUCCUACGAUGGCACGGUCCAAAACUCCCUUGGCGACUUGAUCCAAUUCAUCUACGGUGAGGAUGGUAUGGAUGGUGCUUUCAUUGAAAAGCAGGACAUCGCGACCUUCGCUAUGAACGACGAACAAUUUCGUCACGACUACCGAGUGGAUGUGACAGACGAGAAGGGCGGUUUCAUGCCUGGUGUUCUCCAACUCGGCCUGGAUGACAGCUCGUUGGAACUACUAGUACAGGCCAAACUGGACGAGGAAUACACACAACUCUCUGACGACCGCAACCUGCUGCGAACCUUCAUCUUCCCUCGUGCCGGCAACACGACCAACUUCUAUCUUCCUGUCAACAUGCAGCGCAUUAUCCAAAAUGCCACCCAAAUUUUCCGUAUCGAUCGCCGCCAACCCAGUGACCUUGAGCCAGCAUACAUACUUGAUGCAGUCAGGGAAUUGGGCGAACGACUUGUGGUCGUUCGUGGAAAUGAUCCGAUAAGCACAAUUGCUAAUGGAGAUGCUUGGGAGAUGCUGUCUUGCGAUUCCAAAUGCACCUUCGGUCAACCUUUGCAACACGUCAUGUCCUCGAACGGUUCCAUUUCACUCGAGAAGCGUUCGAUUGGAUGUUGGGUGAAGUAG